Messenger RNA from Schistosoma margrebowiei, 1493 nucleotides. Lineage: Eukaryota; Metazoa; Platyhelminthes; Trematoda; Strigeidida; Schistosomatidae. The record is from the annotation of a GenBank genome assembly.
ACUGAACGAAAUCUGGCAGUUUUUCAAAUUGUCUGAUCAACCAAUCGUCUUGCAACGGUUUGACCUUUAAUUACUCGCAACCUCCAUCAGUGGACGAUACCCCUAAAGCGUUGCCAUUACGAUAAAUAAGAUGAAUUUUAAUUAUUUCAAUACUGUUCUCAUCUUUUUGGCGAAUUUCACUGUCUUUGUAUUUGGGGCUUUCCGCAAUGAACAUUAUAAUCAAGCCUCUUUUCGUACGAAAAGAGAAAUUCAUGCGACGGAAUUGGCUCGAAUACUGACUGAAGUACCACCAGGACGACAAGAUGAUGUCGCUCUGAAACUUUUUCAAAACAUUAUUAAUAUUCUCCAGGAAUCACGCAAACUACUAAAUAAUACUGAUGUUAAUUCAGAGACUAAAAAUGAUACAAUAGGACAAGCUUUUGCAUUAACUUUUGAAAAUACAGCUGUACUAUGUGAUUUAAUUUUACGUUUUCCUGAUGUUUAUCAUUCACAUUAUGAUGGAAUUAAUGAAAUAUCUAUAUUAUUAAAAUGGUCAUUUAAUUUAUUACGUGAAUCACAAUUAAUGAGUAAAUCAGAUGAAAAUAUUUUACAUUUAACUGAACAAGAAUUAAAUUUUGUAAUCAGAGAUUCAAAUUAUGUAAAUGAGUUUAGUUCAGAUCAGAAAAUGAUUAGAGAGAAACUGAGAGCAGAAUCAGCACGUAAAGUGAAAAAAUCAAGUGUUAAACGUGUCAAGAAACCUCGACUUACACCAGUUCGAAGUGAACUCUAAUAAUUUAUUUAAAUAUCCCCUAUACAUAUAUGUACACAAAUGCAUAUGUAUAUAUGUUUAUGAUUUUUUUCUAAUUUUCCUUCGGAAUUCACUACUUUUGAUGAUAUCAUGGGUGGUGCUCUUAUCGACAUUAUUAUUAUUGUCUAUAAAUCUCUCUCUGUGUGUGUGCUUGCCUAGUUGAAUGUAGUACUAUGCAAGGAAUUUCAUAGUGUUGAUAUCGAAACAUAUCUAUCAUCAAUUAAUAAUGAAGUUUGUAGUCAUUGAUUACAAAUAACUAUUUUUGUGUCUGUGCUUGGGACACUGAAAUUUCUAGUUGUUUUUACCAAUUCAAUGUUCUGAUAAUUGGAGAACAUAAACACACAAACUUACAUUCAAAUAUUGUCUGUUUACUUUUUGGGUUUUGUUAUUACUUGUAAAAUUUGAUAAACUUCAUUUAACUCUUGUCACUCUUCAGUGUACUGUGUAGUAUAUAACUUGUUGGAUUAAUAUAAAAUUCUGUUUGUUAAUUGUUUCUGUUUUGUUUUUUUCUUUUUUCUUUUCCUAAAUAUCUACUUGUUUUGUGAAAUAAAGUUUCAAAAUGCCCUCAUAUUUGUUCCGUUUGUCAGUAACGUAAAAGAUAUUUCGACGAAGAAAAAUUGUUUGUUAAUCAUGUUAUUUUCUAAAAUGUUGUACAUUCACAUCUAUAGGUUAAUAUUAUAAAUAAAACAGGAAUUUGUUGUACCGG